AUGCCUUUUGCUAAUGUUUCGUAUAACGAAGCGAGUGAUGUUGUGUUUACCGAUGCAGAGGGGACCACAACUAUCUACAACCCAGGCGAUAUCGCCUUCAUUCUCAUCGCUGGAGCCCUUGUGUGGCUCAUGAUCCCAGGUCUCGGAUACUUCUAUUCCGGCCUGCUGAGACGGAAAAACGCGUUGUCGAUGAUUUGGAUGAGUAUGUGUAUCCUGGCGAUGGUGUCGUUCCAGUGGUUUUUCUGGGGCUAUUCUUUGACUUUCGGUGAUGGAAACGCGUAUAUCGGGAAUCUGAGAUACUUCGGAAUGAUGAAAACAUACGGUGAUCCCUCGCCAGGAAGCUCCCGCCUUCCAGCUCUAGUCUUCAGCUUCUACCAACUGAUGUUCGCAGCUAUCACUCCAAUGAUCGCCUUUGGUGCCUUCGCGGAACGUGGCCGCCUAGGCCCGAUCCUCGUCCUAACCUUCAUCUGGACCACCAUCGUCUACGACCCCAUCGCUUGUUGGACUUGGAACCCCCUCGGCUGGUCCUUCGUCAUGGGUGGCUACGACUUCGCCGGUGGUUCCCCAGUUCACAUCUCUUCCGGUACAGCGGCAUUGGCCGUUUCGAUCUACUUGGGCAAGCGCAAAGGCUACGGAACGGAAAGGUUAGCGUAUAAACCCAAUAACACGAGUUACGUCGUUUUGGGAACGGCUUUCCUUUGGUUUGGGUGGUUUGGGUUCAAUGGAGGGAGUGCUCUCAGUGCGAACUUGCGUGCUGCGAUGGCGUGUUAUGUGACGAAUUUGAGUGCUAGUGUUGGAGGGUUGACUUGGAUGCUUUGGGACUACCGUCUUGAGAGAAAGUGGUCUGUUGUUGGUUUCUGCAGUGGUGCUAUCGCCGGACUAGUCGCUAUCACACCUGGUUCUGGUUUCGUCGGUGCUCCUGCCGCGGUCCUCUUCGGUUUCCUCGCCGGAACGCUGUGCAAUUUCGCCACUCAACUAAAGUUCCUCUUGAAAUACGAUGAUACUCUGGAUAUCUUUGCCUCGCACGCAAUCGGAGGGGUCAUCGGUAACAUCCUCACCGGACUUUUUGCCCAAAAAGACAUCGCUGCACUUGACGGAUCUUCAGUCAUUGCUGGGGGUUGGCUUGACAGGAAUUUUGUCCAGCUUGGGUAUCAAGUUGCUGAUUCGUGUGCUGCGAUGGGUUAUUCGUUCGUUUUGACUACAAUCAUCCUCUGGGUUAUGCACGUUAUCCCUUUCCUCCGUCUUCGUGGAACAGAAGAAUCUGAAAUUGUUGGAUUGGAUGACUAUGAGAUGGGCGAAUAUGCGUAUGAUUAUGUUGGAUUGGAACAAGAGAUUGGACAUGAGGUUGAGAUUAGGGUUGGGGAUGUCACGAGUGGAGGGAGGGAACCGGCCCAUCAUGAUCAUUCGACGUCGAGUACUGUACAGGAGGCGGAGAAGGGUGUGGAGGGAACGAGAAGCUGA
Messenger RNA from Marasmius oreades (fairy-ring Marasmius), 1461 nucleotides. RefSeq lists its product as uncharacterized. Lineage: Eukaryota; Fungi; Basidiomycota; Agaricomycetes; Agaricales; Marasmiaceae. Gene Ontology annotation, molecular function: ammonium channel activity. The transcript is spliced from 9 exons. The coding region runs from base 1 to 1461 and encodes 486 amino acids. Gene Ontology annotation, biological process: ammonium transmembrane transport. Gene Ontology annotation, cellular component: plasma membrane. The record is from RefSeq and is a predicted model, not a curated record.